AUGCAUGCCAGGCACGAGGAGCCUGUUUUAGACCAUAGAGCGCUUUCACCAAGCGACAGAGAUGAUGAGGAUGAGCAGGGUCAACAAAACCAGGAGGUUGGCGCAUCAAAGGUGGCAGGAGGUGGCGGUGCAGGCGCAUCGUUCAAAGCAGACGGCGGCGAAGACACAUACGGAGACGGCGGCCCAGACUCGGGCGGCUCACUAGCGGCGGAGCUCGCGGGCGACGCGGAUGUCGGCUCAGGCGAGGGCGACCCAGCGGUGGGGGAGCGCGCAGGCGACACCCAGGGCGACGCACAGGGCGGCUCCGGCCCAGCAGGAGAGGAGGCGAGCGGCGAUUCAGGCUCGGGCGGCCCAUCCGCGGGCGAUGGAGACCGCGCGGGAGAUGCACAGGGCGGCCCAGCAGGCGGAGGCGAGGACGGCCUGGUGGCCGGUGGCAUCGAGGUGGAUGUCUCGGGGCGCGGCGUGAACCAGACAGAAAUUAGAAUGGAGAAGUAG
Messenger RNA from Lolium perenne, 495 nucleotides. The record is from RefSeq and is a predicted model, not a curated record. Lineage: Eukaryota; Viridiplantae; Streptophyta; Magnoliopsida; Poales; Poaceae.